Molecule: messenger RNA, 1427 nt
Organism: Ornithodoros turicata
Lineage: Eukaryota; Metazoa; Arthropoda; Arachnida; Ixodida; Argasidae
Gene: kin17
Product: DNA/RNA-binding protein KIN17-like
Exons: 10
Coding region: 213-1376 (387 amino acids)
Biological process (GO): DNA damage response; DNA replication
Cellular component (GO): nucleus
Molecular function (GO): double-stranded DNA binding
Source: RefSeq, a predicted model, not a curated record
AAGCCAUCACCAUGGACAUGGACUUGAGCCCUUGAGCCAGUUAAACGGAGGCCUAUCCUUGCCAGCGCUCUCUGCAACAGUUUUGCAAGCAGUGGCUGAGCAUCGUAGUGCAGUUGUUUGGGGUAAAAUAGUUGCUUUAGCUUUCGUUUUUUUAAAGAUCCAUUUUUAGUCCGAGUUGAACUGCAGCGCAGACAUUCCAAAAAAGCAUAAACAUGCCGAAACAUGAGGCUGGAACACCGAAAGCUAUCGCUAACAGAAUAAAAUCAAAAGGACUCCAGAAAUUAAGGUGGUUUUGUCAGAUGUGUCAAAAGCAAUGCCGUGACGAGAAUGGCUUCAAGUGUCACACCAUGUCGGAAUCCCACCAGCGACAGCUCUUGCUGUUUGCGGAGUGUCCCGGCAAAUAUCUCGGCAGCUUUUCAAGCGAGUUUGCACAGUCUUUCCUUGAACUGCUGAAAAGAAGAUUUGGAACCAAACGAGUGCACGCAAACCAAGUGUACCAAGAAUAUAUUGCUGACAAGAACCACCUGCACAUGAAUGCAACACGAUGGCUCACCCUUACUUCGUUUGUCAAGUGGUUAGGGCGAGAAGGCCACUGUACGGUUGACGAGACAGAGAAAGGAUGGUUUAUCACGUACGUUGACAGAGACCCUGAGACCAUCCGAAGGCAAGAAGCAGUGGCCAAGAAAGAAAGGCUCGAUCUUGAUGACCAAGAACGUAUGUCCAGGUUUAUUGAGAAGCAGAUUGAGAGAGACAGAGAGCGGUUGGGAGGACCUUCUCAAGAUGUCGGAUACACAGAGCUCAAGAGGGAGGAUGAGGAAGAAAAGGUUGUCUUCAAGUUGCCACUGUCAUCCAAACCUAAGGAGGCUACUAUAAAGCAGGAAACCAUAAAACGUAAUUGGGACGAGACCACAGAAGAGCCUCGUAAGAAGAGGUCUCAGGAAAGUUCUUCCCACAAGUCAGCACUUGAGGAGAUAAUGCAAGAGCAAGAGAAAACACGUGAGAAACGCAACCGGAAAGACUACUGGCUCUGUCCGGGCAUUGUGGUCAAGGUGAUUGCCAAGAAAAUAGGCGAAAAGUACUACAAGAAGAAGGGAGUUGUGCAGGAGGUACAAGACAAGUAUGUGGCUGUAGUGCACAUGUUGGACAGUAGAGAUGUCCUUCGCUUGGACCAGGCUCACCUGGAGACUGUCAUCCCAAAUUUGGGGCGUCGCGUCAAAGUGGUCAAUGGGGCAUAUCGGGGUGAAGAGGCUGUGCUACUUGAAAUACAAGCAGACAAAUUCUCUGCCAAACUGAGCAUCGAUGCAGGACCCAUGCGUGGACGCGUCAUUCAGGACAUAGAGUACAAAGAUUUCUCCAAGCUUCAUGAAGGGUCAUGACACCAACGUGUAUUGAGGUCACUUCAAAAUACUAGAUCCUUUUGUCCUACA